Magnolia sinica is the source of this 1676-nucleotide messenger RNA. Its product is annotated as cytochrome P450 71AU50-like. Lineage: Eukaryota; Viridiplantae; Streptophyta; Magnoliopsida; Magnoliales; Magnoliaceae. Bases 39 to 1577 code for a protein of 512 amino acids. Gene Ontology annotation, molecular function: oxidoreductase activity, acting on paired donors, with incorporation or reduction of molecular oxygen; monooxygenase activity; iron ion binding. The record is from RefSeq and is a predicted model, not a curated record. The transcript is spliced from 2 exons.
CCCAGUUUGUCCAAUGAGUGAUAAGAAUUUCCAGUGCAAUGCUUACCAUGCUUUCUCCAUGGACUGCCCUUAUGUUAGUACUGAUGGUAGGGGCCUGGGCCGCCUGGACCACUGUUUAUCUCAUCCGUUCAAUUCGAGGGAAAGAGAAGUGGGCCACCAUGGCCCGAACCACCGAUUGGCUCCCUCCCGGUCCCCGGGGACUUCCCAUACUGGGGAGCCUCCUCAACUUGGGCGACCUUCCUCAUCGUACACUCCAUAAACUAGCCAUGGAGUAUGGCCCGAUCAUGCACAUGCAGCUGGGCCAAGUUCAGAACAUCAUCGUCUCAUCCCCACAAGCAGCCCAGCUGUUCCUCAAGACCCACGAUCUUAUCUUCGCGAGUAGACCAGUCACUGAAGUUAGCCAAUACAUCUACAAUCGGAAGGCGGUGACCUUCUCCCAGUACGGCGCGUACUGGCGGAACCUGCGCAAAUUAUACACUAUCGAGCUGCUUAGCAGCCUCAAGAUCGAGUCGUUCAAGCCCAUGCGGAGAGAAGAGGUGGGCCUCCUUGUGCAAUCGCUCAAAGACACUGCCAAGGCCGGCAUAGCAGCCGACCUUACUGCCAAGGUGGCAGCCCUGAGCACGGACAUGACUUGUAGGAUGCUGCUAGGCAAGAAGUAUAUAAAUGAGAGUUUCGAUGAGGGGGUGUUCAAAGGAGUCGUCGAGGAGUUCAUGCACUUGUUGGGGGUUUUCAACAUUUCUGAUUACGUCCCUUACACGAGGGUGCUCGAUCUCCAAGGGCUGGGACGCCGGAUGAAGGAGGUCCACAAGGUCUUUGACCGAUUCUUUGAGAAGAUCAUCGAUGAGCAUGUACAAGAGAGAGAUGCACGUCAGCCGGACUUUGUUAACUUCAUGUUGUCCUUCAUGGAAUCCAACGACUGUGAAUUCCAUUUCGAUCGGACCAACAUCAAAGCCAUAUUAAUGGAAAUACUUGUGGCUGCGCUAGACACAACAUCAAUUACGAUCGAGUGGGCGCUCUCAGAGCUCCUCAGGAAUCCACGUGUGUUGAAGAAGGCCCACCUAGAGUUAGAGAACAUCAUCGGCCUGGACCGAGAAGUGGAAGAAUCGGACCUGGCAAAUUUGGAGUACUUGAACAUGGUGGUCAAGGAAGCCAUGAGGCUUCACCCAGCUGCCCCACUGCUCAUCCCUCAUGAGGCCAUGGAAGACUGCACCGUUGAUCGCUUCCACAUACCCAAAAAAUCCCACAUAAUCAUAAACGCAUGGGCCAUUGGUCGGGACCCAAAUUCAUGGUCCAACCCUGAAGAAUUCUAUCCGGAGAGGUUUAUCGGCACUCAUAUAGACGUCAGGGGCCAAGAUUUCCAACUUCUACCUUUUGGGUCUGGACGCAGAGGUUGCCCAGGGCUGCAACUGGGCCUCACGGCAGUCCAGUUCGUGCUGGCCCAGUUAGUGCAUUGCUUUGAUUGGGAGCUUCCAAACGGCAUGUCACCAACUGACUUAGACAUGACCGAAAAAUGUGGCAUUGUGACAGCUAGGAUCAACCAUCUGUGGGCCAUUCCAGCUUAUCGCCUAAAACACUGAUGUUUUGAUAAUGAAGAUCAUAGGCCGCUCAUAUCUUGAUAUGAUGUAUACAAGGGCCCACUUUCAUAUUGUAAUUGAUGGAACAUGUAUGUGAUAGAA